Molecule: messenger RNA, 1323 nt
Organism: Centrocercus urophasianus (Greater sage-grouse)
Lineage: Eukaryota; Metazoa; Chordata; Aves; Galliformes; Phasianidae
Gene: PLEKHA3
Product: pleckstrin homology domain containing A3
Exons: 8
Coding region: 95-994 (299 amino acids)
Biological process (GO): endosome organization; receptor recycling; retrograde transport, endosome to Golgi
Cellular component (GO): trans-Golgi network; recycling endosome; early endosome
Source: RefSeq, a predicted model, not a curated record
AGAGUAGCGGCUAGCCGAGCCCCGGCUCCGCGGCGGCGCCCGCCCUUUCACCAGGCGGAGCGGGAGGAUGCGGCCCGGAGCGGAGCUCUGAGCGAUGGAAGGAGUCCUGUACAAGUGGACCAACUACCUGGCGGGUUGGCAGCCUCGGUGGUUUGUCUUAGACAAUGGGAUAUUGUCGUACUAUGAUUCACAGGAUGACGUUUGCAAAGGCAGCAAAGGAAGUAUAAAGAUGGCCGUGUGUGAAAUAAAAGUCCAUGCAACAGACAACACCAGAAUGGAGUUAAUCAUCCCAGGGGAACAGCAUUUCUAUAUGAAAGCAGUUAAUGCAGCUGAAAGGCAGAGGUGGCUGGUAGCACUGGGAAGUGCGAAGGCCUGUUUAGCAGAUACUAGAACAAAAAAAGAAAAAGAAAUAAGUGAGACCACUGAAUCUCUUAAAACCAAAAUGUCUGAACUUCGUCUCUACUGUGAUCUUCUGAUGCAGCAAGUUCAUACAAUACAAGAAUUUGUUCACCAUGAUGAGACUUGCUCUCCUCCCAGCAUUGAGAACAUGAAUGAAGCCUCUUCCUUGCUUAGUGCCACGUGUAAUACAUUUAUCACAACACUUGAAGAAUGUGUGAAGAUUGCUAAUGCCAAGUUUAAGCCAGAAAUGUUCCAGCUGCCUCAUCCCGAUCCCUUAGUUUCUCCUGUGUCGCCAUCACCUGUCCAAAUGAUGAAGCGUUCCAUUAGCCAUCCUGGUCCUUGUUAUUCGGAAAGGGAUAAUCACUCUGUGAAAGAACCAAUUUCCCUCCAUCGGUUAUCACAGCAACGCAGAAGAACAUACUCAGAUACAGACUCUUACAGUGAUACUCCCCUGGAAGAUUCUCAGAGAUCUGCUCACUGCCCUGGAAAUGCUGUAAAUGGGAAUCUGGUGUCAUCAACCAUUCCGGAAGAAAAUAGAUCGAUAUCAAAUGAAAGAUCUGACCUGGAAGGGAGUCUCUCAUCCUUUUCUUCCUGAAGAAGCUGAAAGUGUUUAAAUUUUCUAUAAAAAAUGCUAUGCAAAGGCUGCUGUAAUUAUAUUGUUAUUAUAGGAAGUAGUAAUUUCCCUUUUUAGAAGGAUUUCUCUGCACUUUAUAGAAUAACCUGAAAAAUAUCUUUGAAGUGUAUUUUAUCUUUAUAUAGUUUAUUUGCAAGAGUAUUUUCCUAAUAUUUCACAGUUUGAAUGUGCAUUUUUUUGGAACAAAUGAUGGUUUAAAAGAUAAACAUCUACAUUUGUAAAUGUUGCUCUUUAUAAAAAGUUUGAAGGUCUGACUGAUACAGUAGUAAACCUGCAGAUUAUAAACUUUA